GACGUCACUUCCUCUUGGUGCUUUGGUGCUUCCUUUUCGGAGAACAGACAGCGGAAAAAGAGAGGAGGGUCCUCUCUCUUAUCAACACAAGGAAAUGUCUGACAUCAUCUGUAAUACAUGCUCUUAACUGUACCAUUCUGAGUAUAUUUACAAGUUGUUAUUUACUUUGUCUUUUGGUAAAUACAUUCUUUAUUGGAAAGGUAGCAACAAACCAAACGCGAAAUGAACGGAGCAGCAUUCCCUUCCCCCGCAGCAGAGAUGGCGGAGAUGAACCGUAUCCAGUAUGAGCUGGACUACACUGAAGGGAUCAGCCAGAGGAUGCGCAUCCCUGAGAUGCUCCGAGUGGCUCCUCAAGCCCACGAGGACCCUAAUCUUGGAUCUCAGGAGGUCCCCCACAGUGUCACAAUGCAAGUCCCAGAGAGAAUUGUGAUUGCUGGAGACAGUAAUGACCCCCAGUUCUCCAGACCUAGAGACCUGGACCUAAUCCAGUCAACACCACUAGAAACCCUAUCACUGAAGACUCCACCCAGAGUCCUCACGCUGAGUGAUCGGCCCCUGGACUUCCUGGAAGAGGAGCAGCGGGCAGCUCCAGACAGUGAGGAGGUGUUGCGGCCCCAAGCACGAGUACGACGGGAACGUUCAGCCAGUGAGAAUGCAGCUGCCCGUCAUAACAGUCCGCUGACGCGCAACGAUUCUGCUGCGACCCCGUCCCCCCCAGCCACUGUUCACCCUUGCCCCCUUCUCACCGUGACUGAAGAAGAACACAACCUGUACAGCGCUAGCAGUGUUCUAUCUUUCAUCCAGUCCACUACACGUCGGGCCUACCAGCAGGUCCUGGAGGUCUUGGACGAGAACCCUCGCAGCAAACCAUCACUGCGAGGGGGGUCGGCCAUGAGCUCCAACCCCCUGCAUGACUCCAGGCUUGCAUUAUCAACAUAUGAAGGCACACUGGAUGCGGGGCCUGAUGACAUGACUGUGGUUGAUGCAACAACGCUUCGACGUCAGCUCAUCAAGUUGAACCGGAGACUCCAACAUUUGGAAGAGGAGAACAAGGAGCGAACAAAGCGAGAGAUGAUCCUGUACUCGGUCACUGUUGCUUUCUGGCUCGUCAACACCUGGGUGUGGUUGCGACGCUAGAGCCGAGUACGUAGAGUAUUUCUGCCAUCACCACGACAGAAGAACGGACUAUCCCUUAUUCUAUGUGUCAAAUGUUAGCUACUCGCUGCACUCAGUCCCUGUGUGAGGAAGACCUUGUAACGUGUACAAGGCCUGUUGCCCACAGGGCUUAUAUUUUGAUUUGGUUUAUUUAAUACAUGUACAGUUUUAUUUUUUUACUCUCAUUUCAUCCUGUCUCAUGUUUUGUUUUUAUUACAAAUCUUCUUGCGCGAUGCUAAGCAUGACUUAUUGUAAAUAUUUGUCCAUGUCACCCAGAGCUGUGGAAAGAAGUCAUCUAGUACAGUAAAGCAUAGUUUACCAAAACAGGAAAAUGGAGCAGCAAUGUGGAGAUGUAACAUGUUGAAUAUUUAUUGGGGAGAGAGUAAUAUGUGACUUGAACUGGGAAAUGUAAUACAAUUUAGUAAAACCAA
This is a messenger RNA of Sander lucioperca (pikeperch), 1586 nucleotides long. RefSeq names its product mitochondrial fission factor a (gene mffa). Gene Ontology annotation, cellular component: mitochondrial outer membrane; peroxisome. The record is from RefSeq and is a predicted model, not a curated record. NCBI's taxonomy places the organism in Eukaryota, Metazoa, Chordata, Actinopteri, Perciformes, Percidae. Bases 223 to 1137 code for a protein of 304 amino acids. The transcript has 8 exons. Gene Ontology annotation, biological process: positive regulation of mitochondrial fission.